AUGUCUCUUCCAGAACUAGAAAUCUAUUCUCACUUGCUGUCACCAGUUGGGUUUUACACGAAAUCUCUCGCUCUUGUGGCUGACGCAUUUCAUUAUCUCAAUGAUAUCAUCGGGUUUAUUGUGGCAUUUGCUGCUGUGAAGAUAUCUUCGAAGAAGGAGUCGCCAAAAGAUCUGUCCUUUGGCUGGCAACGGGCUCGCCUCCUUGGGGCAUUCUUUAAUGGAGUCUUUCUUCUCGCCCUCGGCGUCAGUAUUUUCCUACAGUCUAUCGAGCGAUUCAUCAGCCCGCAAGCUGGUUCUUAUUAUUGGUUGUGUUGGGCUGGCGCUGAAUAUACUAAGCGCGUCAUUCCUUCACGGUUCUUUCUUGACUCAGAACACGACCAUAGCCAUGAUAACCUCCCCGGAGGAAACCUAGACGCGAGCGCUGAAAGUGGCAUCAACGAGGUAACCGAACUUGCAAAUCGUGAAGAUCGGAAGAGUGCUGAACAUCCACGACAGGCUUAUGCCUUCCAUACCGGCCACAGACACAAUAAUCUUCAAGCUCAGAAGAAGGGAUACGACCUUGGCCUGCUCGGUGUUUUCAUCCACGUCCUUGGUGAUGCCUUCAAUAAUGUCGGGGUGAUAAUCUCUGCAUUGAUCAUCUGGCUCACACAUUCUGCUUCUCGGUACUAUGCAGACCCGGCCAUUAGUAUGGCGAUCGCCUUGAUGAUCAUGGGAACAUCCAUUCCUCUCGGUUUGUGCUCCCUUUCUCUAGGAAAAACCUUGUUUUCCAGACUAAACUUCCACCCAGUGAGGAACUCCGGCCUUAUUCUACUGAACAGUGUCCCCAAAGGGAUCGAUCUGAGCGACGUGAAACAUGAUCUUGAACUGGUAUGUUCCCAUCCCGAUAUACCCCAUCACCCUCCCAUCUCUCGCCUGUUCCAUGCCCGGAACUUCUAUCCUUGUAUUAACAUGGCUCAGUUACCCGAAGUCUCAUCCAUCCACGAGCUACACGCCUGGCGCCUCAACCAGGAAAAAGCACUAGCUUCUGUGCACGUUGGCCUCCCCGAUAUUCGCAUCUCGGAGUUCGUGAAACUUGCAAAGACCAUGAACGAGUGCUUCCAUAGCUAUGGUAUUCAUUCCGCCAUUGUGCAGCCGGAGCUCGUCCAGACAGUGGAGGACACCACGGAGGGAACCGAGACGAAAUCAGAUUCCUGUCAAAUUACCUGCGGCUCGUCCUGUGAGCUGCUUACCUGCUGUGGCUAA
Molecule: messenger RNA, 1242 nt
Organism: Aspergillus oryzae RIB40
Lineage: Eukaryota; Fungi; Ascomycota; Eurotiomycetes; Eurotiales; Aspergillaceae
Product: cation diffusion facilitator family transporter
Exons: 5
Coding region: 1-1242 (413 amino acids)
Biological process (GO): intracellular zinc ion homeostasis; zinc ion transmembrane transport
Cellular component (GO): membrane
Molecular function (GO): zinc ion transmembrane transporter activity
Source: RefSeq, a predicted model, not a curated record